Chelonia mydas (Green sea turtle) is the source of this 3608-nucleotide messenger RNA. RefSeq names its product ephrin B3 (gene EFNB3). Gene Ontology annotation, cellular component: plasma membrane. The transcript has 4 exons. The record is from RefSeq and is a predicted model, not a curated record. Gene Ontology annotation, biological process: axon guidance; ephrin receptor signaling pathway. Bases 1938 to 2840 code for a protein of 300 amino acids. NCBI's taxonomy places the organism in Eukaryota, Metazoa, Chordata, Testudines, Cheloniidae. Gene Ontology annotation, molecular function: ephrin receptor binding.
UGCCCAGCUCCCCAAACUCCGUCUCAAGCGCUGGGGUUCGGGGUGGGGGGCAUUGGUCCAAUCCUUCACAGCCUUGUUUGGUUUCGUUUCGGGGUGUCACUGGGUUUCAACUUCCCUCAAGUCGAAAAUCCCCCUCCCCGCUCCUGAGGCUAAAAUCACACCCCGCUUUGCCCCAGGCCCAUCUGGGAACCUCCAACAACGCCUGCCGCUCCCACUUCGCUUCCCGCUUCGGCCUCCGGAUCCUGCCUGGCCCAUUCGACCCCCGACCCCGAACAUCAAAACCCUGGAAGCCCGACAGGCCAAGAAAUCCCAGCGGGCCGCGGUCAAAGAUCCCAGUCCGGGCAAGUCCUGUCUCGGGGAAGACCCACAGCCAGGAGGAUCCACCACUGCCCUUAAAACGAGCGGAUCCCGGGAUAAAUUUUUCACGAAAGGGUUUCCCGGCCGGUUUAGCAUCCGCAAGUUGUUCUCGGAGAAGGCGAAACGCUCUGGCCGGCGUUCAAUGGGACCAGUGGGUCGGAAACGGCCUUCAAAUCCACGCAGGGUUUCGCAGGCUGCUGGAUUCCUCUCCAGCCAGAUUUGGCCAGCGAGUGGGGUUAUUGUUUGUUUAAUCGAUCCCACACACCCCCUGAUUCUUACAGAGAAAUCCCACUUCCCAGGCCCCAAACGCUGCCGGACUGCCUGGCCUCGGGGCCCCGAGGAAAACCCAGCCGGCCUGGUCCGAGGGGCGAAAUUGCCAGCGUUGGGGCUCAAGUCCCUUUCCCACCCCAAACCGAUUUCCAAUGCAUCCCCAAUGCAUCGGAUGAAGUGAGCCGGAGCUCACGAAAGCUUACGCUCAAAUAAACUGGUUAGUCCCUAAGGUGCCACAAGUCCUCUCCUGUUCUUUUUGCGGAUACAGACUAACACGGCUGCUCCUCUGAAACAUUUCUAACCCAAAGCCACCUUGCCCUACACGCAGGCACACAAGGAACCUGGCUGGGCAUUUGACAAACAAAUCGCAGCUUGGAGACAUUGCUCGCUUUCCUCGCGGCGCAAAGCGGCUCGGGAAAAGGACCCUGAUUUCUCUCUCUUUUUUUUUUUCCCCUCGAGAAGCGAACUGUGUCUCUGAUCAGUCCUGACAGGGAAGCGGAGAGGCCUGCAAAAUAUUCCUGUCUUCAAGCAACCCUUGCCGGCUGGCUCUGCGGAUUUAUUUGUGUGCACGCUACUCAUUGGGGAGGAUUUUAGACCUGAAUCCUGACUCCACAUCUUCUUUAAAGUCCAGGCUCCAGAUCCUAGCCUGUGUGUGUGUGUCUGUGUGUGUCUGUGUGUGUGCGCGCCCCUGUCUCUCUUUCUCUUCUCCAGUAUUUCCCAUUCACCGCUUCUCUUCUCCUGCUCCUCCUCCUUUCUGCUUACUCCCAUUCUCUCUCCUCAUCUCUGGAGUUACUCAAUGCUGAACCUUCAAAAAAAAAGAGAAAGAAAAGAAGAAGAAGAAAAAAAAUCUCACCAAAGACCAGGAGUCCAGGGGGGGCUUUCAAAUGAAUUCCUUCCCCCUCCCUCCUUUCCUUGUGUCUUACAACAGUGUGUCCUCCCCGCUCAGGAGAUCAGACCAGAAAGACACACACAAGAGACGGGGAGGCAAUCUCUCUCUGUGUGUGUGUGUGUGUCUAGAUGUAUUUUUCGCCAAGGUUGCAGAUGGCAUUAGGAUCUUGAAGGAAAAACAACACACACACACACACACAAAACCGCCCCCCUCCCCAAACUUUCCAGUUCUGGCAUGAAAAAUCCAGGCGGGUGGGGGGAAAAAAAAAUCCAUAAAACUUUACCCAGCCUAGGGUUUGCAGAGGGGAGCAAAGUCUAAGAGUUUGGGAGCCUCUUGAUUUUUGUGUGUGUGUGUGAAAGAGAGACUCUCAAGAAGAAAACACAGAGGAGGGGUAAAAAAAAAUUCCCUUUCCUUUGCAAUCAUGGCAUUGAGGACUUCAUUGCUUGGAAUCUAUGUAGGGUUACUGUUUUCCUUGCUGGAACUGUGGAUUAUUUCGGGUGUUAGCUUGGAGCCUAUAUACUGGAAUACAGCAAACAAAAAGUUCCAGGCGGCGGGCGGCUACGUCCUCUACCCGCAGAUCGGCGACCGGCUGGACCUGAUCUGCCCCCGCUCCAGCCCGCCGGGCCCCUUCUCGGCGGAGGAGUACGAGUAUUACAAGCUGUACCUGGUGCCGGGCGAGCAGGCCCGGGCGUGCGAGAUCCUGCGGGCCCCCAACCUGCUGCUGACGUGCGACCGGCCCGAGCACGACGUGCGGUUCACCAUCAAGUUCCAGGAGUUCAGCCCCAACCUGUGGGGCCACGAAUUCAAGAGCAACCAGGAUUACUACAUCAUCACCACGUCAGACGGCACCAAGGAGGGGCUGGAGAACCUGAAGGGCGGCGCCUGCCUCUCUAAGGGGAUGAAAGUCGUCCUGAAAGUGGGGCAGCGUGCUGGGAACGCGACGGGCCCGGCGGGGGGCGCCAACGGGCCCUUGCCCCAGUCCAACGUGCCCGUGGUGGCCGGGGCGGCGGGGGGCGCUGCCUUCGUGGCCCUGGUGGCGGCGGGCGUGACGGGGGCCAUUUGCUGGCGCCGGCGGCGGGCCAAGCAGAGCGACACCCACCUCCCGCCUCUCUCGCUCAGCGGCCUGACCAGCCCCAAGCGGGGGGCCGGCCCGGGGGGGAACAACAACGGGUCGGAGCCCAGCGACAUCAUCAUCCCGCUACGGACCUCGGACGGGGCCUUCUGCCCCCACUACGAGAAAGUGAGCGGGGACUACGGGCACCCCGUCUACAUCGUCCAGGAGAUGCCCCCCCAGAGCCCCGCCAACAUCUACUACAAAGUGUGAGGGGGAAGGGGGGCCCGGGCCCACCCCGGCGCUGGCUAUGGACUUACGCCUCACCCCCCCCCAAUACGGACAGCCCCCCGCCCCGACGCUGACGGAGAUGGGUGCCCCCCACCCCCGAUUCUUCCUCGUGUAAAGAGCCCCCGGCACUGACAGGGUUAAAGCAGAGGGGGGACCCUGUACUCUGGCGCUGACAGGGUUAAUGGGGGCCAAGGGGGUCCCUGCACCAUUCUCCUCUCUGGCACAGAUAUUGGGGGGGGCUUGGAGCUGGUCCCUUCCCCAGCUCCGCUCCCCACAUCCCUACAAUCCUGUCCAGGCCAGGUCCUGUCUCCCCCAACCUCAGCUCCACCAGGAGUGCAGGGGGGGGCCUGUGGGGUCAGAGGCGAAGGUCAGGAGCAGCUGUGUUACGUCUCGGGGUGGGGUGGGGGGAGAUCGGCUCUCUUCAGGAGAUUCCCCCCUGUCCUAAGGGCUGGUGGGGGCAGUUUUAUCUCCCGCCCUCCCUUCCAGUCCCUGUUCACGUGGAGUGGGGGAGGGGAUUCGAGGGAGGGGCAAAAAGUUUGGUUAUUUCAACCAUUGGGGCCCCCCGGGACCUUUUUCUACGUCGCCAUUUGAAAAUGUGACUCAACAAAAUGGCCGCGUCCCCCCGAUCAGAGAGACGUUUUUGCCUGUUGGGGGACCAGGUACAGAGGUUCGGGAGCGGACUCGUCAUUUUACAAAAAAACCUCCACCCCCCCACCCCCCAUUCAGCAAAAAGUGAACUUGAAGCCACAA